AUGAAGAUCCUUAGCAAGGAGGAAGAGCAAGCCCAUUACAAUACCGCCGUCAAGGGCGGUAUUAAUGGUGGUCUCCUCGGUCUCGCAAUCGGCGGAGCUGCAGUCUUCGGCGGCCAACGCCGCUACCAACUCAUCAAGAACCUCACUAUCCCCAUGAAAGCCUUCCUCGUCACCUCCACCGGAACCUUCGUGGCCAUCAUCAACGCAGACCGCGCCUCGCGAGGCUACGAAUUCAACCGCGAGCCCCAACGGCUAUACAAGGACCGCGCAGCCAUAGAACUAGAGCUGCUGCACGCAAACGAGAGCACAUCCACCAAGAUCAAGAACUGGGGCCGCGAGAACAGAUACCCGAUCGUCACCGCGUCAUGGAUUGCCAGUAUGAUCAUCGCGUUUGCGAUCGUAGGCCGGAAUCCGCAUCUACCCAAGGCGCAGAAAUUGGUGCAGGCGAGAGUUUACGCGCAGGGCUUGACGCUCGCGGUGUUGGUUGCGACGGCGGCGCUGGAGGCGGGGGAUGCGGCGAAGGGGAAGGGGAGGUGGGAGACGGUUAUGAUUGUUGACCCUGAUGACCCGGAGCAUAAGCAUAUGAUUGAGAAGAAGAUCCAUCAUGAGGCUUAUCAGGGUGAGGAUCUAUGGCGUGAUAUGGUCGAGGCCGAAGAGCGCAAGAUAGCAGAACGCAAGAAGGAAGCUCAAGCCACUCGUUAA
Molecule: messenger RNA, 702 nt
Organism: Venustampulla echinocandica
Lineage: Eukaryota; Fungi; Ascomycota; Leotiomycetes; Helotiales; Pleuroascaceae
Exons: 3
Coding region: 1-702 (233 amino acids)
Biological process (GO): mitochondrial respiratory chain complex IV assembly
Cellular component (GO): mitochondrial inner membrane
Source: RefSeq, a predicted model, not a curated record